This is a messenger RNA of Eleginops maclovinus (Patagonian blennie), 2394 nucleotides long. RefSeq names its product H6 family homeobox 4 (gene hmx4). Gene Ontology annotation, molecular function: DNA-binding transcription factor activity, RNA polymerase II-specific; RNA polymerase II transcription regulatory region sequence-specific DNA binding. The record is from RefSeq and is a predicted model, not a curated record. Gene Ontology annotation, cellular component: nucleus. The coding region runs from base 149 to 946 and encodes 265 amino acids. The transcript has 2 exons. Lineage: Eukaryota; Metazoa; Chordata; Actinopteri; Perciformes; Eleginopidae. Gene Ontology annotation, biological process: regulation of transcription by RNA polymerase II.
CCCAGCAGUGUCUGCUCAGUGGCUGCUGCUAUGGUAAUGGUGCGUGCAGCAUCGAUACGUUAGUGGUCAAAUUAACGUCCCGGGUGAGACUUAAAUGCGAGGAUAGACGCGGAAGUAAACAAGAAAAAGGACUUAAGCGUUGGAGAAUAUGAACAAAGUGGACGCACCAUGCCGACCCGUCGCCUCUCUGAAAUUCACCAUUGACAACAUCCUGAAUCUCAAAACAAGCGGGAGGAACCGGGACAGCUGUCACCCCGCCGGGUUGCACGAUGACUCCGCCACUGCCAUGCGUAGAGACGUUUUCCAGAGCCACCACGAGGAGCACGUAGCCCAGCAGCGACAAGACCCGGGCAGCAGACUGAACGACAGAGAGUUGCUGACAGACUGCAGGGGAGCAGCGGACUCCGUCAUCAUCAGCCGCGUGGACCCGAACAAGGCGACCGAGGUGCGCUUCGAGAGCGGGGACAGCAGCUGCGACGACAGCAGUUCCACCAACACGGCCACGGACACCCACAAAGGUGGCAGCUCUGUCAAGAAGAGCAAAAUGAUCACGAAAAAGAAAACGCGCACUAUUUUUUCCAAGAGACAGAUCUUUCAGUUGGAGUCUACCUUCGACAUGAAACGCUAUCUGAGCAGCGCAGAGCGCGCCUGCCUCGCCAGUUCCCUCCAGCUCACGGAGACCCAGGUCAAAAUAUGGUUUCAGAAUCGCAGGAAUAAAUUGAAACGGCAAAUCUCAACCGAAAUCGACGGACCUGUUAGCGAUUUCCCUGAGAAUGGAAAGCCCGUGGUGGUGGGGCAGCUCCCGGCCUUGUACAAAGAGAGCAACCUGCUGGGGAGGUGCCUGCUGCCCAUGCCUCUGCCCGUGGUUUACCCGGGGAGCAGCACGCCUUACCUCUGCUUCACUAACGCCAGCAAGUACUUCAGCCUGUAUGACGGGGACGUAUGAUGGUGACAUUUAUUCCCACGUGAAAGAGACACUUUUUGGUGGACUGUAGCCAAGGUUCAAGCAUUUAAAAAAGUGUUAGAUUGGGGGCCGGACCUGCGGCCUUACUGUUUGUGGAGACUGCAGAUAAAACGACAGAGGAGUAGUUACAAACCUUUUUUAAAAAUAUGCUGAUUCGGUAUUAUUUAUUUUCUUUCGUCAAAGUUAUGGGUUUUGUAUACGCCUGACACUAAACCUACUGCAGAUAACAGUUUUUAGGAUAUAGCAGGCUAAGCUAAUAAUAGCCUGAGGGAGGCCUAAAACAUUAUUAAUCCUAACAUUUUAUUGUUUACAUGACAUGGCAUUAGUAUCAUUAUUAUUGUGAUUAUUAUUAUCAUCAACGACAACAGCAUUUCCAGCAGCCUGCGCCACCAAAGAAAUUAUAGCCUAGCUAUUUGCAUGCAUUUACUGUAUCAUAAUGAAUUUUGAAUUACUGAAAUUAUCUAUGUAUUUAAAUGAAUGUAAUUAACAUUUUAUUAUAUAUCUCACGCAUGUCUAUUUUGUUUUCUGAGUAUCCUACUAUUCUUACUUCAUUCCACGUUUGUCUAUAGGCCCAUUACACCAUUUAUUGAAACUGUAAUUAAAACAUCUUCAUUCAAGAAAUAUUUUUAUUUACUAUUUUGAACUGAACUGAUUGUGUUUCGGACCAGUUUAUGUCUACAUGACACUGCAGUAAAUGAGGAUACUAUGUACGUUCAGUCAGUUUUAUAAUUCGAACAUGGUGUUGUUAUUGCAGAAUCUUAUUCAUUUCAGCAUAACGUCUAACAUGGAUUGUUUAGGUAUAGGCUAAAAUAAUAUGAGAAGACUCAUGUCAUGUUACAAGUGUAACUACACCAGGAGCUGAAAAAAACAUAAAUCAAAGCACAAACGUAAACAAUGUGAUGUAAAUGUGGGCUCCUCAAACUUAGGCCCAAAUUGACACACUCCUAUUUUUUAGCAACACAUUUACAACAGCAUGCACUGUGUAUUAUUGUGUUUUAAAUUAGGAUCAAGGCAAUUAUAAAACAAAUUCUGAAACCUUCAUUAAAUCCAUUACUAACAGCUUGAUACAAAUAAACAAUACCACUUAAGUUGUAAUGAUGUCAAUGCGUUUGUGUAACAUGUAAAAAAACAGUGGAUAUCAAUAGGAAUAUCAAAAAAUAUGUAUCUGUUCAGGAUAUAAAUGAUCAGAUAUACCAGAUUUGACCAGAGAACCCACACAACAUUUUGGUUAACACUGAUCUUUUGCCAUUCUUGCACACAGGAAGUGAAAAGCAGACGGUAGGGGACACAUAUCCCACUUUACAUUUUCAGUUUAAAUUCAACAAUUCAAAUGUUUAAUUCUCAUAUGCACGAAAGCUAAAGCGAUGUUGUUGGGAAUGAAUAUCCAAGUCCUGUGCCAAGACUGUAAGACAUAAUGUACGUAAAGUAAU